Thlaspi arvense is the source of this 675-nucleotide messenger RNA. Lineage: Eukaryota; Viridiplantae; Streptophyta; Magnoliopsida; Brassicales; Brassicaceae. The record is from the annotation of a GenBank genome assembly.
AUGGGGACAAAUCUUUUGGGCUUGACACUGCUGUGGAGGAAGCUCAACGAGCAAUCAACGCAGCUAAUGCUGAAUCAGAGAGUAAUGAGAAUGAGAAAGGAACAUGGUCACAUGGUGAUUGUUCUUGCUGAAGGAGCAAGACAAGAUUUGAUGUCCAAAAGCAUGGAAUCUAAUACUCUCAAGGACGCGUCUGGUAAUCAAGUUCUUAAAGAUGUCGGCUUCUGGCUAUCACAAAGCAUCAAGGAUCCUUUUAAGAAGAUUCAGAUGGUGAUGAAUCUCAAAUACAUUGAUCCAACAUACAUGAUCUGGGCUGUUCUAAGCAAUGCAUCAGACAAUGUCUACUGUACACUUCUUGCUCAGAGUGUGGUUCAUGGCGCAAUGGCUGGUUACACUGGCUACACCAGUGGUCUUGUCAAUGGAAGACAGACAUACAUCCCUUACUACAGAAUAACAGAGAAACAGAACAAUGUGGUGAUUAUGUUCUGGAAAGUGGGAUUUAAAAUAAAGUUGUACUUACCUUUAGUUUCUUUACGUGGAUAUGACUACCAGAUAUCCAUGGUGUUUUCGAUGGAGUCAUCGAGAAUAUGCAUUUGCAUUGGAAACACAGAGAAUUGGCGAAGCUUAUAUCAAAAUAGAAGAGUCUUGCGGUUCUCGAGGAGACAGCUGGGUUACUAG